AUGUUCUCCAAGUCUUUCCUCCUCGCCGCCCUCCCCCUCGUGGCCCGCGCCGCGGUCACGCCCACCCCGAUCCGCCGUGCCGCCGUUGCCAACGACACGGGCGACAUCCAGUCGUCCCUCACCCUCGACCCGUCCGUCAUCGCCACCGGCUUCGCCAACGACGGUCAGGAUGUCCCCGCCGCCGGCCAGGUCGCGUCCCUCACGUCCACGAACAACUUUAUCAACUUCUGCGCCGGCCAGACCAUCACCAACGGCAAGCAGAUCACCACCGGCUCCUGCAACCCGGCCCCCAUGGGCCAGAUCGCCGCGCAGACCGUCAUGCCCUCCUGCAAGUUCGUCUUCCCGCCCAACGGCGGCUCCGUGCCCGCCAACCAGGCCUUCACCAUCCAGAUGGCGAUCAACAACCUCGAGACCGGCAACUUUGUCAACGCCGAGGAGAACUACUUUGCCGCGCCCCAGCAGGUGAACGCGCAGGGCCAGAUCAUCGGCCACUCGCACGUCGUCGUCGAGCAGCUCUCCGCGCUCGACCAGACGACCGUCACGGACCCGACCAAGUUUGCGUUCUUCAAGGGCCUCAACGACCCCGCCGCCAACGGCGUCCUCUCCGCCGACGUCACCAGCGGCCUCCCCGCCGGCUUCUACAAGGUUUCGUCCAUCAACUCGGCGGCGAACCACCAGCCGGCGCUCGUCGCCGUCGCCCAGCACGGUUCCCUCGACGACGUCUCCUACUUUACCGUGACCGACGGCGCUGGCAACUCGACCGCCGACGCUGCUGCCGCCGCAACCGACUCUGCCGCCGCCGCCGCAACCGACUCUGCUGCCGCCGCCGCCGCAACCGACUCCGCAGCAGCAGCUGCUGCCACCGACUCUGCCGCCGCCGCUGCCACCGACUCCGCCGCCGCCGCCGCCUCCACCGACGCGGCCGGCGCGGGUGCCGCCGCCGCUGGUGCUGGUGCCGCUGGUGCCGCCGCCGGUGCUGCCGCCGGUGCCAAGGGCGCGCAGGGUGCUGCCGGUGCUGCCAAGGGCGGCUUCCAGGGCAAGGGCGCGCAACAGGGCCAGGGCCGCGGCAAGGGCGGACGCUUCACCAAGGCCCGCUUCGCCCGCGCGUACUGA
This is a messenger RNA of Punctularia strigosozonata HHB-11173 SS5, 1113 nucleotides long. RefSeq lists its product as uncharacterized. The transcript is spliced from 2 exons. The record is from RefSeq and is a predicted model, not a curated record. Lineage: Eukaryota; Fungi; Basidiomycota; Agaricomycetes; Corticiales; Punctulariaceae. Bases 1 to 1113 code for a protein of 370 amino acids.